ACGUGAUUUUAUAAUUAGCAACCAACAUCUCACACGACUAGCUAAUUCCUAAUCAGAGUCAGUCGCAGAUAUGAAUUUACCAUACCUCGUGUAUUGUCGCCGUCCUGUUGAAAACACAAUAACUGCCGUUUGCUCGAUUUUCAUACCGACGAUGCAACAGUGCAUAUUCUGUGUUCAGUAAUACAGCACACCUUACAGCCAUGUGGAAAGUUGUUGAGAAAUUCAAUAUAUCCACUGAUUGCUGCUAUCUGACUAGCCCGCAGGAAAAGCGGCAUUGGUGAAAAUUUCAAAAUGACGGUCUGCUUCCACGUAGCUUGUGUUUGGUUUGAAUGCCACGCUCGCUAUGAAUAAAAUCAGCAUAUAUUAAAUAAAUAUCCAGAGCAUGAAAACCGGGUAUCGUUCAUAGGGAAGUUGACACAAGCAAGCACUGAUAAUUAUUGUUUUCAAACAUGGACACCAGGUCCUCGAACUAUAAUCAGCAGGAACCAAUUAGAACUUUGCAUACAAAUGAAACUAUUUGCUGAAAGUGAAAAUUAGUCUGUGCAAUGCAUAACCCAUUUUGGCGCAAUCCGUACGUUUUGUGGAAGAAAAGUUCUUUAUUAGUUGUGCAAGCUGUUCCGAAAACAGUGCUUCCUGCUUAUGAGAAUGGACCACUAGAAGAUGAUUUUUUCCACACUGCAAUCGCACCAGUGUUACGAUUCGCCCAACUCUUCGGUGUGUUUCCGCUGAACAGUGUAAUGGAGCGAGUUCCAGAAAAGCUUUCCUUCGAAUCUACCACCCUAGUAUGCUUGAUCAGUGCGACGGCCAUUUUUGGCGGUUUUUCCGUAUCAGUACUGAGUAUUAAACGCCUGGGAAACGGCGGCAUAAACGUGAUCAACGUGGCGGAACCAUUUUUCUUCGGCAUAACCGCUACCAGUACCGCACUGUUUUGGCAACUCGCCAAGCGAUGGAAAGUGCUGGUUGAUGGUUGGUCCAGAACAGAGCAGAUCUUUCUGCGGGAGCCUUUCGAAAAAAUAUUGCUGCGACACAGGAUUAGAUUCGUAGCGAUCAUAGUAUUAUCGUUAGCCUUUGUAGAGCAUGCUCUUUCCGUAGGCAACAACAUAAGCAACAUUCGCAGAGAAGUAACAGUUUGCAAUUGGACUAUCACAAAUCCGGUCAAGCAUUUUUGUUUGAAAACAUUCAGCACAGCCUUCCAUACUGUGCCGUAUAACAUACCCGUCGCUAUUUACAAUGAGUACAUUGUCAUAUCAAUGACAUUCGCGUGGAACUUCAUUGACCUGUUCGUCGUUCUGGUCAGCAUCGGACUAUCGACCAGGUUCAACCAACUCAACCGAUACAUAUCGAAGCACAUCCGACAGCGGAAACCCACAUCGGAGCAGUUUUGGGAGAAAAUCCGAAUGCAUUACGUGUCCCUGUGUGAGCUUGUCGAAACCAUGAACAGAUCGAUCAGUCGACUGGUUUUUGUAUCGUACGCCAACGAUGUGUACUUCAUCUGUCUGCAGAUCAUGAAUGCUGCCCAUGAACAGCCGUUCUUGAUUAACAAAAUCUAUUUCGUCUACUCCUUCCUGUUCCUGAUACUAAGAGCAUUUCUUAUGUUCUGGUAUAGCACACAAGUGCAGCACGCAAGCCAUCUACCAUGUCGGUUAAUUCUGCAUGUUCCCAACGAGGAGUACUGCGAGGAACUGCAGCGUGUGGAAAUGUACUCCAAGCGUGGCGUCAGCCUGACCGGGAUGGGAGUGUUUCUCGUGUCGAGAAAGAUUCUGCUAACGAUCGCCGGAACGAUAAUGACCUAUGAGCUGGUUUUGCUCGCCUAUCGGAAACGCUCGGAUGAAGAGUCCAACAGCAACACCACCGUAUGUGAACCAUUGCAGCUAUUCAUCUUUUCGCUAGUGGUUAUCGUGGUAGGGCUAACAAUGUGCUACAUUGAGUAUGAACGGUUAGAGCGAGUUGGAGUCAGUGCAAAAAAUAUUAUCGGGAUUAUAUUCUACAUGGACACAGUUUUCAUCAUGAUGCUGAUGGUUAAUUUAUCUAGAAAGUGGCACUCGGUAGCAAUCCAGUGGCAAUACGUUGAUAGUGUGUUCCUCGACAAUUCCGAGCGGAAAUCAAAACCAUACUUAAAGUCGAAAAUACGAUAUACAGCUUGGAUAUUAAUUGGAUGUGGAUUAUUUGAACACAUCAUCUCCAAAACUGCCGAUUUGUAUGGUCAAUACCUCGAAGCUAAUUACUGCCACUGGGACGUACAUGAUUUGCCUCGAUACUUUGCUUCUAGACGCUAUGCAUUUAUUUUCAAGCACAUCCCUUAUAACAUACUAAUUUUCCUGUUUUUCGAGUACGCAAACACUUCACUCACAAUGGCCUGGACCUGUCAGGAUCUGAUGAUCAUUCUGAUAAGCCAGGGGUUGAUUUUCUACUUUCGAAAAAUCCACGACCAAGUACAACAAUUCAACAGUGGAAUUGUGAUUGCCGACGAGAAAUUCUGGAUCGAGGUGCGCUCCCAGUACGUCCUGUUGUGCGAUCUUGUAAGCGCUGUGAACGAUUCGCUUGCCCCGCUCAUAAUCACCUCCUGUGGAACCAACUUGUAUCUGAUUUGUUUUCAGCUACUGACCGUCACCGAAAGAGCGCCAAACAUUUUUGCGCGCAUCGACCACUGGUACGCGCUAUUCUAUCUGAUUCUAAAAACGGGAAUCGUUUUUUAUAGUGCCGCCAUGAUUAACGAAGCUGCCCGGGCUCCGUUGACUGUCUGCACAAAGGUCCCGAACGUUGGCUGGUGUCUGGAGCUCGACCGGUUUACAAACCAGCUGCGAACUGACCGGGUAGCGUUGUCCGGAAUGGGAUUUUUUCAUAUCACCAAAAGAACCAUGCUUGCGAUGGCAGGAACCGUGAUAACCUACGAGUUGGUGAUGCUCAAAUUUGCCGAGGACACCGAAGGUAUUGGAAAAGUACCUCCCUGUUCGAAAUUAGCAUUUUCGAAAGAUGCUUAA
This is a messenger RNA of Topomyia yanbarensis, 2981 nucleotides long. RefSeq lists its product as uncharacterized. Lineage: Eukaryota; Metazoa; Arthropoda; Insecta; Diptera; Culicidae. Gene Ontology annotation, molecular function: sweet taste receptor activity. The transcript is spliced from 11 exons. The record is from RefSeq and is a predicted model, not a curated record. Gene Ontology annotation, cellular component: membrane. Gene Ontology annotation, biological process: sensory perception of sweet taste; detection of chemical stimulus involved in sensory perception of taste. The coding region runs from base 546 to 2981 and encodes 811 amino acids.